UUGGAGGCCGCCGAGGACCGAGCGCAGGAGCGAGAAGGCGGCGCUCGGCGGCGGCCAGCGAGGAGGCGGCGGAGAGCCCCGGGCCAGGCCCCGCGCACGGCUCACGUCCCGAAAAGUGGAGCCGCAGCUUGGCGACGCCUGCACCUGUUUGCGCCGCUCCGCCGAGGCGACCGGGCUGCUGCGGCGGCGGCGGCAGCGAAGACGACGACCCCGACCAGCGCCCUCUUCGGCAAGUGGUUUGAGCACCAGGAGAAACUUUGCACCUGUGAGCCGGACCUGCGCUGAGUGCGUGUGUUUUUGCCUUCCGUUCCGUUGUCUUCGCUUCCACCUGCGCCCCGCUCUCCUCUCCGGUAGGACUUCUCCCCCUCCCCGCGUCCCGCUCCGUUCGAUUGAGCCCCUCUCCACCCUCCGCCCCCCCGGCCGUCUAUGCUCCCGGCCCUCCCCGCGCGGUGCCGGUGAACCCGCGGGCCGCCCCGAUGUACAGCAUGAUGAUGGAGACCGACCUGCACUCGCCUGGCGGCGCCCAGGCCCCCACGAACCUGUCGGGCCCGGCCGGGGCGGGCGGCGGUGGGGGUGGCGGUGGCGGCGGCGGCGGCGGCGGCGGGGUCGCCAAGGCCAACCAGGACCGGGUCAAGCGGCCCAUGAACGCCUUCAUGGUGUGGUCCCGCGGGCAGCGGCGCAAGAUGGCCCAGGAGAACCCCAAGAUGCACAACUCGGAGAUCAGCAAGCGCCUGGGCGCCGAGUGGAAGGUCAUGUCCGAGGCCGAGAAGCGGCCGUUCAUCGACGAGGCCAAGCGGCUGCGCGCGCUGCACAUGAAGGAGCACCCGGAUUACAAGUACCGGCCGCGCCGCAAGACCAAGACGCUGCUCAAGAAGGACAAGUACUCGCUGGCCGGCGGGCUGCUGGCGGCCGGCGCGGGCGGCGGCGGCGCGGCGGUGGCCAUGGGCGUGGGCGUGGGCGUGGGCGCGGCGGCCGUGGGCCAGCGCCUGGAGAGCCCGGGCGGCGCGGCGGGCGGCGGCUACGCGCACGUCAACGGCUGGGCCAACGGCGCCUACCCCGGCUCGGUGGCGGCGGCGGCGGCGGCCGCGGCCAUGAUGCAGGAGGCACAGCUGGCCUACGGGCAGCACCCGGGCGCGGGCGGCGCGCACCCGCACGCCCACCCGGCGCACCCGCACCCGCACCACCCGCACGCGCACCCGCACAACCCGCAGCCCAUGCACCGCUACGACAUGGGCGCGCUGCAGUACAGCCCCAUCUCUAACUCGCAGGGCUACAUGAGCGCCUCGCCCUCGGGCUACGGCGGCCUCCCCUACGGCGCCGCGGCCGCCGCCGCCGCCGCCGCGGGCGGCGCGCACCAGAACUCGGCCGUGGCGGCGGCGGCNGCGGCGGCGGCCGCGUCGUCGGGCGCCCUGGGCGCGCUGGGCUCGCUCGUCAAGUCCGAGCCGAGCGGCAGCCCGCCCGCCCCCGCGCACUCGCGGGCGCCGUGUCCCGGGGACCUGCGCGAGAUGAUCAGCAUGUACUUGCCCGCCGGCGAGGGCGGAGACCCGGCGGCGGCCGCGGCGGCCGCGGCGCAGAGCCGGCUGCACUCGCUGCCUCAGCACUACCAGGGCGCGGGCGCGGGCGUCAACGGCACGGUGCCCCUGACGCACAUUUAG
Molecule: messenger RNA, 1655 nt
Organism: Panthera uncia (snow leopard)
Lineage: Eukaryota; Metazoa; Chordata; Mammalia; Carnivora; Felidae
Gene: SOX1
Product: SRY-box transcription factor 1
Exons: 2
Coding region: 477-1655 (392 amino acids)
Biological process (GO): anatomical structure morphogenesis; cell differentiation; regulation of DNA-templated transcription
Molecular function (GO): RNA polymerase II cis-regulatory region sequence-specific DNA binding; DNA-binding transcription factor activity, RNA polymerase II-specific
Source: RefSeq, a predicted model, not a curated record